AUGUCUCGAGCUUUCCCCCAGUCCUCCCUGUCAAGAAUAGAGACGAUGGAGGAGACUGUUACUCCUGCAGCCACGUGCAACAAGGCUGUCAUCGCUUUGGGGAGCAACAUGACCUACACAAGGCGCGUCGAAAAUAUUGAAGCAGCAUUGAAACUCAUGAAGAAAGAAAAUUUCCAUAUUACCAAAUUGAGCCAUCUCUACGAGACCAAGCCCAUGUAUCACCAUGACCAAGAUCCUUUUUUGAAUGGGGUCUGUGAGAUAAAGACCCAUCUCAAGCCCAUACCGCUUCUGCACGCUUUACAAAGCAUUGAAAAUACACUUCUUCGGAAGCGUACCAUCCAAAAUGGACCAAGAACCAUUGAUCUUGAUAUCCUGCUUUACAACGAUGAGAGAAUCAACUUUCCAGAGCUCGAGGUACCCCAUAAGCUUAUGCUAGAACGGGAGUUUGUCCUCCGCCCUCUCAAUGACAUCCUGCCUGACUACGUCUUACCACUAGAAUCCUCGGGAACCACACCAAAUUGGACUAUCAGCCAGCACCUCGACGCUCUAAGCCACGAUCCCUCCAUGUCACCCGUCGUAAUGGUCCAACCCAAUCGUCGUAUCCCACUGAUCCGAAGCCAAGACCCAACUCGCCGGACUAUGAUCAUGGCUAUUUUCAACGCCACGCCUGAUUCCUUCUCAGCAGAGAAACUGCCCAAAAAUGGAGAUGCGAGGAUGAUGUUUGGUACCUUCUUCGAGAAAGGCGCCGAUAUCAUCGACAUCGGUGGCCAGAGCACACGACCUGGUGCUGAGCUCUUGACAGCUGAAGAAGAGCUUGCCCGCGUGCUCCCCUACGUUAGACAAUGCAAGGAGAUGAAGCGGCAAGACACGGUUGUCAGUGUCGAUACCUUCUACUCCAAAGUCGCUCGCAAAUGCAUCGAUGCAGGUGCAGAUAUCAUCAACGAUGUCUCUGGCGGACUACUUGACGAACAAAUGCUACCCACGGUGGCCGAGCUCAACAGAACCAUCGUGAUCAUGCACAUGCGCGGCAACCCGAAAACGAUGACCAAAUUGACGGAAUAUUCUGACGGUGUUGUGAACGGCGUGCGCCGAGAACUCGGUGAACGCGUCAGAGCUGCCCACAAGGCUGGAAUUCCACCUUGGCGCAUCAUCCUUGAUCCAGGUAUCGGAUUCGCAAAGACAGAAGCUCAGAACCUGGAAUUGCUACGAAACCUGGCAGAGUUGAGGAAGCCUCCCAGUUCACCAGGGGAAGAAGAUCUAUCUAAAUACCCUUGGCUCAUCGGCCCUAGCCGAAAAGGGUUUAUUGGGAAGAUAACUGGUGUUGAGGAAGCGAAGCUCCGCCAAUUCGGUACAGCCGCGGCGGUAACGGCAUGUGUGGCUGGUGGUGCUGAGAUAGUGAGAGUCCACGACGUCACACAGAUGUCUGAGGCUGUCAGAUUGGCCGACGGCAUCUAUCGCAGCCGAGACUCGAGUUUCAAUGAGCCGACAGGCGCGCGAAGCCAAGCUUCGAGCUCGUAG
This is a messenger RNA of Exophiala aquamarina CBS 119918, 1518 nucleotides long. RefSeq lists its product as uncharacterized. Gene Ontology annotation, cellular component: mitochondrial envelope. Gene Ontology annotation, biological process: tetrahydrofolate biosynthetic process. The record is from RefSeq and is a predicted model, not a curated record. NCBI's taxonomy places the organism in Eukaryota, Fungi, Ascomycota, Eurotiomycetes, Chaetothyriales, Herpotrichiellaceae. The coding region runs from base 1 to 1518 and encodes 505 amino acids. The transcript has 2 exons. Gene Ontology annotation, molecular function: 2-amino-4-hydroxy-6-hydroxymethyldihydropteridine diphosphokinase activity; dihydropteroate synthase activity.